AUGGACGGCGGCACGCAGGGCGCGGAGGAGCGGUCUGGCGAAGUCGCCGGUCCUGGCGGUGGACGGGAGAAGGCUAUCACACCAUCGGAAGGCCUGCCUAAGUGCACCCCCCGCUGGGGGGGGCAACACGACUUGUUGGUUUACCCAGGCGCGGCUUCAUAA
Peronospora matthiolae is the source of this 162-nucleotide messenger RNA. The record is from the annotation of a GenBank genome assembly. NCBI's taxonomy places the organism in Eukaryota, Oomycota, Peronosporomycetes, Peronosporales, Peronosporaceae.